CCGUCCUUCCCUCAUUCUUCUUCCUUCCCGCCAGUUUUCGGCUUCCUUCGUUUAGAGCCAAAACCACGGCCAACCGCCAGUGAAGUGACGGGCCAUUCGCAAUGGCUUUCAAGACGUGGUUGAUGACGGCCCUCGUUGGCCUCGCCAACGGCCUGGCCUCAACCGACACCAUCACCUGGGGAGGCGACAACUCACGAGCCGGGUACCAGACAAAUCACAACAUGGACCCCUCCGUCGUGGGGAGCUCCCAGUUCGGCCAGCUCUUCCGCACCCUUCUUCCGGGCAGAUACGGCAACGUCCCCGAGCAGAUCUUCUCUCAGCCACUCGUUUACACGCCCGACGGCGACGACACCCAAUACGUCUACGUCGCGACAACACAGAAUAAUGUCUACAAACUUAAUGCAAAGACGGGCGACAUUGUCGCAUCCCGCAACCUCCACCUUCCUUUCCUCACCGCCGAUCUGGACGGCUGUUACGAUAUCCAGCCUCACGUCGGAAUCACCGCCACCGGUGUCAUUGACCCUUCCACCAACACUGUUUACUACACGGCCAAGACGUACGCCGACCAGACCCAGCCGAAUGUCGCCCAAGGCCGUCCGGCCGGCCGUUACUACCUUCAUGCGCUGGACGUGAACGACCUCAGCGAUCGCCCCAACUUCCCCGUCGACCUCGAGGGCACCGUCGCGAGGAACAACCCGAUUCGGUCCUUCAACGGAGGCAUCCACCACCAGCGACCUGCCCUGCUCCACGUCGGCAACUACGUCUACGCCGGCUUUGCUUCUCACUGUGUGCAGUACAACUUCACCGGCUGGGUCAUUGGCUGGGACAAGACGACGGGUAACAUCGUCGAGCGCUUCGCUACCCAGGGUGACGGCGUUCCCGCCAACGUCGAGGGCGCUGGUAUCUGGAUGUCGGGCGGCGGUCUCUCGUCGGACGACGCCGGCUCCAUGUUCUACGCCACCGGCAACGGCUACGCCUCCCAGCUCAGCACCAUCCCCGUGAAGGGCCGUGAACCCCCAACUGCCCUGGAAGAGGCUGCUGUCCACAUGACCAUCAACGAAGACGGUAGUCUGACCCUGGUCGACUUCUUCAUGCCCUGGGAAAAGCAGGCCCUGGACGGUGCCGACAAAGACCUGGGAACCAGUCCUCUGCAGAUUCUACCGAGCACCUUUUCCUGCGGCGAGGUUCGUCGCAUCGGCGUGGUGACCGGGAAAAGCGGCAAGACCUACUGGCUCAACCUGGAUGACUUGGGUGGCUACCGCAACGGCGCGAAUGGCCUGGACGAUGUGCUCCAAGUCUACCAGAAUGAAAACUCCGUGUAUGCCGGCGCAGGUGUCUACCCGGGCGAGGGUGGUUACAUCUACAUCAAUGUCAUCCAGUAUCCCACCCAUGUCUUCAAAUUCUCUUGCGAGGCUGGUGUUCCCUCCUUCACCAAGGUCGCCGACACCCCGAUGAACAACGCCUACAUCCUCGGUGUCAGCCACGGCACCGUCACGACCCUCAAUGGCCAACCCGGCACCGGCCUUCUCUGGACGACCGAUGUACAGGGCUCGCAGCUCAAGAUCUUUGAGGCCGUCCCCAAAGACGGCUUUUUGAACCUGAUCAAGUCCUUCAGCGUCCCGGCCACCACCAAGUUCACCAGGGCCGUCUUCGGAGACGGAAUCAUGUACCAGGGCACCACCCAGGGCUACAUCUACGCUUUCGGUUCGCCCGUUACGACUCCUCUCAACUGCACGUCUACCAAUGAGUUUGGUACCGUCGACGUCGGUUCUGAGAGCGAGCCGCGCACUGUCACCUGCACUGCCGUCAUUGGCGUCACCGUUGAUACCGUCGCUCUGGACGAAGCGGAGGAAUUUACGCUCUCUGGCGUGCCCACGCUCCCUCUUACGCUGGCCCCCGGCGAGACCUUCACCGUGGGCGCCGUAUUCAAGCCCACGACCGUCGGUCUCAUUUCCGCUGACAUCAUCGUCGACACAACCAACGAUGCCGAGGGCUACAGCCUGGGCACGCACAUCAGACUCACUGGUACCGGUGAAAGCGCCAAUCCGCUGCUGUCCAUCACGCCCCCCACUGUCACUUUCCAGGGCGUAAUUGCCGGGCAAGAAGGCGGCACCGACGAGAGUGUCAUUCUGUCGAACCAGGGCAACUCGGACUUGUCCAUCACCGACGUCGAGUUCUCCACAACGAGCGCUGCGGGCCCCUUUACGAGCUGGGACAGAGCAACCUCCAGUCUCACCGUCGGCAAGUUCACGCUCACCAACGUUCCUGCUACGAUUCCCGCCAACACCGCCGUCACGGUUCGCAUUGCUUUCGACUCUGCCACUAGCGGCAGCUUCGGUGCCUACCUCAAGGUCUCCUCCAACGGCGGAACCAAGUCCUUCACGAUCGCGGGCUCUGCAGGCCCUGCUCCUGCGGCUCUGGUUGAGUUCCAAACGCCCGAUGGCACUGGUUGGGUCGAGUACGAAGCGGACAAGCCUUUCAGCUUUGGCAACGUCACCGAAAACAGCUCAAGAGCGCUCAAGUUCCGUGUCACGAACAACGCUGGCGAGGGCGCCGUCAGGCUUUCCCUCACCGUCUCGAAGCCGCCCUUUGGAAUCCCUGGCAUCAUCCAAGCUGCCAACUUGGUAGACCUUGCCGAAGGCACUGUUCUCGGUCCCGGCGAGAGCGCUACUGCGACCAUGAUCUGCACGGUGCCCAAGGCGCAGUGGAACACCGACCCAUACACCGGAGUCGCGCCUUGGACGAUGAACACUAACGACCCCAACUUUGAGAAGCACUUGUUCAGCUUCGAGUGCACAGCCGUCGCCGAGCAAGCGCCGCCUCUGUUGCCCGAUGGCCAAGGCAAGUACCGCUACAUUGGCUGCUACAGGGAGAACAACCCAGGCCGCCAACUCACGAACCAGCUGUACGGGAACCCCAACAACACCAACGCCAUGUGUAUCGCCGCUUGCGCCGAGAAGGGCUACGUCUUCUGCGCCACGCAGUACCACACCGAGUGCUGGGGCGGCCCGCGUAUUCCUGUCGAAAAGGUCGACCCCCGCAACUGCCAGUUCGAUUGUGGCGGAGAUCUCAACCAGGUUUGCGGUGGCAACGGAUUCGGCGAGACGGAAGGCCUUGGCGCGUUUCUCUCCGUAUUCGCCGACUCGGUCCAGUGGGACGGAAACACCACUACGCCCGCCCCGAGCCCUGAUCCGGCGGGCCCUGAGGUCAACCCUGGCGUAGGACAGUACGUGAGCCAGGGCUGUUACACCGAGCCCGCCGACGAGCGCGCGUUGACCUACCUCAUUCCCACCGAUGAGAAGACUGUUGCAUCGUGUAUCGAGGGUUGUGCUGCAAGUCAGUACACGUACGCCGGUUUGGAGUACGGAGGAGAGUGUUGGUGUGGAAACGUCCUGUCGGCCAAAUCUCUUCCCGUUGAUGCCGCUGAAUGCAGCAUGGCUUGCGCCGACAACAGCACCGAAUACUGCGGUGGCUCAACCAGACUCAACCUGUACAAGCUUGAAGGCGAACUGCCGGCGCCGACGUCGACCGCCGCCGUUACGACUGGCACCGAGACUUCAACGGCUGUUCCCACUGCCACUGCUCCGCCCACCAACGAGCGGGUUGGCGACUGGCUCUUGGAGGGCUGCUACACUGAGGGUGAUGGCGUUCGCGCUCUUGGCGCCCGCAUGUACGCCAACGACUCCAUGACUCUCGAAAUCUGUGGCGGAUUCUGCCAGGGCAACAAGUACUUUGGCACAGAAUACGGCCGAGAGUGCUGGUGCGGUGACGAAUUCGGCACAGGAAGCGUCCUCGCCGCGAACCAGGACGACUGUUCGUUCCCUUGCGGCGGCGACAGCACCCAGCUCUGCGGUGCUAGUAACAGGUUGAGCGUCUACGUGUACUCGCCCGAGGGAGCUGUUGUUGACUCGGAGACGUCGACGACGGCGGCUGCCACUACGACGACUUUCUCGAGUUUGGCAGUCCCUUCAAACGGAACCGCAACCACCGUCGCCACGACCACUGAAACUCCUCUGGCCGAGGAGACGGGAUCUCGAACUGCGGCCGCUGUGGAACCCACAGUAGAAGUAUCUACCACGACUGCUUCCUCCACCCCAUCCAACUCCACCGUCACUACUAUCGGUUCCGUAACCGCUGAGGCCUCCAGCACCUCGUCCACUCCUUUGACAACAAACUUGCCGACUACAUCGUCGUCCAGUGUCCUCCCCGGCACCACGACAUCGACAUCGUCUGCCACUCCCACGCCGACCGGCCCCGUCAUCUCGCCCGGCAACGAAAACUUCACGUACUACGGAUGCUUCUCCGAGCCUGAGAUCGGCCGCCUGCUGCCGACCCAGAUCCUCAACCGGGUCAAUAUGACCAUUGACAUGUGUCUGAACGCCUGCUACGACACGAACUACGCGGGUGUCGAGUACGGCCGCGAGUGCUGGUGUGGCGACUCGCUGAGCCUGGGUGGCGCCGAUGAGACCAGGCCGGCGGCCAAUGUGACGGGCACCGAGUGCUCUUUCACAUGCCCCGGCAACAGCACUCAGUUCUGCGGUGCCGGUGUGAGGAUGAGCUUGUACAUACUGACCGAGGAGCUGGAGCGGUUGGAGAAGUCAAACUCGACGCUAUCGUUGAAGCACUGAUCAAAAAUUAAUGGGGGGUUAAUGUCUAUUCUUGCGCAACCAUAGAGGCCAACGGCCACGGUGCUACACGGGUAUCUACUCGAACAAAUUUCAUAUAAUUUUGAUGUCUAUAUUUUGACUACAUGGAUUAUCUGUUUGAUUUAUCUUUGUGAAAUUUCUUGGUGAACAACGCCAAGCUUUAGCGACACUUCACUGCUUAAAGAACCCGUACAUCUGCCACUCAAUAUCGUUGGGUAGUGAGGACCCACCGGCUGUUUUCGCUCGUCUCUCUUGGAUUGGCAGGCUACUUCUUGUCUUGGACUCUUGCUGUCCAACACGAAACCAUGAUCGUUUCCAUCGAUCCUCCAGAGGGCAUCCGGGCGGACAGCCAGCUCAACCCACACCCCCCCCU
This is a messenger RNA of Colletotrichum destructivum, 5019 nucleotides long. RefSeq names its product Putative quinoprotein alcohol dehydrogenase-like superfamily. Bases 102 to 4628 code for a protein of 1508 amino acids. The transcript has 4 exons. The record is from RefSeq and is a predicted model, not a curated record. Gene Ontology annotation, cellular component: plasma membrane. Lineage: Eukaryota; Fungi; Ascomycota; Sordariomycetes; Glomerellales; Glomerellaceae.